AUGCCCAAGAGACCCUAUCGCGCGAAAGUCAAAGGUCAGUCAAGCAGACGAUGUUACGAGUGCUCUCAGCGUCGCCUCAACUGCGACAGGGGCGUUCCCGAAUGCCGAAAGUGCAUCACCAAGGGCCUCAAGUGCAGUGGCCUCGGUGUUCGACAUCGCUUCUCCAGCGGUGUCGCUUCUAGAGGUCAUUGCAUCGGCAAGACCAUGGAAGAAGCCUAUCCUCAGCUAAUUGGCAUGACCGCAGUCUCGGAAAACAUCGCCGGCGAAAUGAUUGCUUGUGACGGCCCUCACAAUGGCUGGCGCCGUUUCGUGCUUCCCAUGGCCGACCGUGACGAACUCGUCAUGGACGCUGUCCUCGCAGUCUCACUCUUCCACGGGCCCCAAGCACCGCACGACCAACCUGCGACAGAUCGACCUGAACAGGAUCACUAUGCUCGUGCCAUUCAGGGCUUGCAAAAGCGCAGUCAGCUUGGCGAUUGCGACAGGGCUGAUCAACACUCGAUUCUCUUGACAAUACUGUUGCUUCUAACCGCCGUCAUGGUUAACGGCUCUUCAGACUUUCCUAUUCUCUUUAAUAUGCUGCAGUCUGCGAUUGAUGCCAUUGGCGGGGAUAUGGGGCUUGGAUCUGGAGGGAUUGCCGAAUUCUUGGUCCGCCAAAUUCGCAAGCUCAAAGUAUAUGCGGCACCACUGCUGAGCGAAGACGCCGGCAUCAACAUCAUUUCUUCCGAGGCCGAAGUUGACAAGAUGUUUGAGUGUCUGAAUCACUGCGUGCAAAACAACCCACAGCACUCCAAGUCUCUAGAACUGGUGCCGGGCCUCGUGCGCCAGGCCUGCGAGAUAUACCUGAACCAAGUUGCGUUCGACAGCCAUACUCCAGUGACGCCGCAAGUAAGGGCGAGGCGCGUGGUUGAGUCCAUUCGCCGCGUACAACGCUUCAUCGACACGUUUGAGGCCUUCCCAGAGAACGCGCCAGGCAAGCAGGUUUUAAUAUGGGCAUGCUUUGUUGCGGCUUCUGAUUGUCGCCUUGCUGAGCACAAGGAGUUCUUUUCUAAUUUCUUUUUGGAUAACUAUGCAAGAAGUAAAUUCAAGAAUCUCACGAUGGGAUUGGGUACCCUGCGCAAGAUAUGGGCACGGAAGCCUGAUGAGCGAUGGACUGUCCUGCUGCCGCAGCCCAAGAUCUUUGUGAUGUGA
Molecule: messenger RNA, 1191 nt
Organism: Fusarium oxysporum Fo47
Lineage: Eukaryota; Fungi; Ascomycota; Sordariomycetes; Hypocreales; Nectriaceae
Product: Zn(II)2Cys6 transcription factor
Exons: 4
Coding region: 1-1191 (396 amino acids)
Biological process (GO): positive regulation of transcription by RNA polymerase II
Cellular component (GO): nucleus
Molecular function (GO): transcription cis-regulatory region binding; zinc ion binding; DNA-binding transcription factor activity, RNA polymerase II-specific
Source: RefSeq, a predicted model, not a curated record